Molecule: messenger RNA, 1353 nt
Organism: Aspergillus luchuensis
Lineage: Eukaryota; Fungi; Ascomycota; Eurotiomycetes; Eurotiales; Aspergillaceae
Product: Brix domain-containing protein
Exons: 2
Coding region: 1-1353 (450 amino acids)
Biological process (GO): rRNA processing; ribosomal large subunit assembly
Cellular component (GO): preribosome, large subunit precursor
Molecular function (GO): rRNA binding
Source: RefSeq, a predicted model, not a curated record
AUGGCGAAGGCACGUACUAAGAAGCGCACUCAUGUUCGCGCGCAAAAUGCUACGGCUGCUGCUGCCAAAGGCGGCGCCGCAUCUAUGAGCAAGACUCCGAAGUCGAUGGUUAUCCGUGUCGGCGCUUCAGAAGUUGGUGCUAGUGUCAGUCAGUUGGUCAAGGAUGUGCGAACGAUGAUGGAGCCGGAUACGGCUGUUAGAUUGAAGGAACGCAAAUCAAACAGACUCAGGGAUUACACGACUAUGACUGGUCCCCUUGGAGUCACACAUCUCAUGCUUUUCUCCAAGUCGGCGACUGGAAACACGAACAUGCGUUUGGCGCUUACGCCCCGUGGUCCGACAUUGCACUUCCAGGUCGAAAAUUACUCCCUAUGUCGUGAUGUUGAGAAAGCCUUGAAGCGCCCGAGAGGUGGUGGUCAGGAUCACAAGACGCCUCCUUUGUUGGUCAUGAACAACUUCAACUCCCCUAACGCCACUGAGGACUCUAAGGUACCUAAGCGUCUUGAAAGUCUCUCAACGACCAUCUUUCAAUCUCUCUUCCCCCCGAUCAACCCUCAAGCCACCCCCCUCUCUUCCAUUCGCCGUGUGAUGCUCUUGAACCGUGAACUCGCCCCCGAGGGUGAGGAAACCGAACACUAUGUGUUAAACCUCCGUCAUUACGCCAUUACUACGAAGAAGACCGGCGUUUCGAAGCGCAUUCGCCGCCUCGAUCCCAAGGAGAUUCGGAACAGGGAGAAGAAGGGUGCCGCUGUGCCCAAUCUGGGUAAGCUGGAAGAUGCCGCGGAUUAUCUGCUGGAUCCGUCGGCUGCUGGGUACACCUCGGCCAGUGAGACGGAAAUGGACACGGAUGCCGAAGUUGAGGUGGCGGAGAGCACCACGAAAAAGGUCCUCUCGAAGCGCGAACUGCAGCGCAUGAAGGCUGGAGAGAAGGAGAAGGCACAGAAGAAGCUGAGCAAUGCUCCGGGAGUCGAGAAGCGGGCGGUCAAGUUGGUCGAGCUGGGCCCUCGUAUGAAGCUCCGCCUGCUCAAGGUUGAAGAAGGUCUUUGCGAAGGUCGCGUCAUGUGGCACGAUUUCAUCAAGAAGUCUGAGGAGGAAGUUACUAAGUUGGACAAGAACUGGGAUCAGAAGAAGAAGGAGAAGGAGCAAAGAAAGAAGGAACAAAAGGCGAACAUCGAGAAGAAGAAGCAAGCUAAGGCUCAAGCUAAAGCCGAAGGUAAGGAGGUCGAAGACGACGACGAAGACGAUGUUGAUAUGGAUGAGGAAGAUGAAUGGCUCAGUGAUGACUUCGAAGAUGACAAUGCGGAGGAGCAGGAGAACGAUGAUGAGGACGAGGACGAAUCGAUGGAGGAGUAA